Trichoderma reesei QM6a is the source of this 1032-nucleotide messenger RNA. RefSeq lists its product as uncharacterized. Gene Ontology annotation, molecular function: catalytic activity. The annotation marks the transcript as partial. The transcript is spliced from 2 exons. Lineage: Eukaryota; Fungi; Ascomycota; Sordariomycetes; Hypocreales; Hypocreaceae. Gene Ontology annotation, biological process: nucleoside metabolic process. The record is from RefSeq and is a predicted model, not a curated record.
CAGCCCAAGUCUCGAAGAGACUUUGAGGUCGCCCUCAUUUGCGCAUUGCGGGUCGAAUUCGAUGCCGUGGAAGCUCUCUUUGAUGAAUACUACGAAUCCGAACCCGAUCUCUCGUACGGGAAAGCACCGGGUGACCCCAACGCAUAUACUACUGGAAGGUUAUGCGGCCACCACGUUGUGCUAGCUUUCAUGCCGGGCAUGGGCAAAGUGAACUCAGCAAGCGUGGCGGCAGGAUUUCGGGCCAGCUUCCCCGACAUUAAGCUUGGGAUCGUUGUUGGCAUCUGUGGCGGCGUUCCAUUCGGGAGAGAUGAAGAGAAAGACGUUCUGCUUGGCGAUGUGGUCAUCAGUACGGCGUUGGUGCAAUUCGACUUGGGACGGCAAUAUACGAACAAAUUCGUGAGGAAAGAUACCCUACAAGACAACCUUGGCCGGCCAACUUCCGAUAUUCGCUCAUUCCUAGCCAAGCUGUCUGGAUCAAAAGGUCGCACGACGCUUCGAGACAAGACCUCCUUAUACCUUGAAGAACUUUGUGAAAAGGACGGCUUUCACAAGUCUUCAUAUCCCGGUGCAGAUAACGACAAGCUAUUUCGGCCUACUUACCGUCACAAACACCAAGAUCCGAAGGCCCCUUGCAUCUGUGCCAACUGUCAUAGCCCUGACGAUGAUGUUUGUGACGUCGCACUGGAGGCUUCUUGCGAGGAACUAGGUUGUCACGAUGAUGAGUUGGUAUUUCGUGAACGAAUCGACAAAGCGAAGCUUCCGCAGAAACCCGUGAUUCACUUCGGCGUCGUUGUAUCUGGAGAUUCAGUCAUGAAGUCGGGGCACCACCGCGAUGAAAUUGCAUCCCGCGAGAAGGCCGUUGCGUUUGAGAUGGAAGGGGCCGGUGUAUGGGACAGCUUUCCUACGGUUGUGAUUAAGAGUGUGUGUGACUAUGCGGAUAGUCACAAGAACAAGGUUUGGCAGCGGUAUGCCGCCGCAACUGCAGCUGCUUGUAUGAAGGCUUUCUUGGGGGAGUGGAGACAAGCUCGCUGA